AUGAAGCAACGGGAGAUGAUGGCACGUCAAACCGCGUCAUCGGCUCCGAAGAUCACCGCUCCAAUUGUGCUGUCACGACGCAACACUGCACCUGCUCAAGCACGCAUUGGACACAAACCAGCCAUAGCUCCAGCUCGGAGCUCAUGGCCUGCUCCUACUUGCAUGGCGACUGGCGUCGAACGAUGGGGAUCAUCGACGCGAUCGCUCGAUGAGGGCUCGGCAAGGCUGGAGCCUGCAGGCCAAGGCCAGGACGUGUCGCAGAUCGUCGAGCGGCGGCAGCCCCAGCAUCUCCAAACUUGCACGUUCACGCACACGCUCGUCGCGACGUUAUGGAAUGUACUCUGA
This is a messenger RNA of Moesziomyces antarcticus, 345 nucleotides long. RefSeq lists its product as uncharacterized. Lineage: Eukaryota; Fungi; Basidiomycota; Ustilaginomycetes; Ustilaginales; Ustilaginaceae. The transcript has a single exon. Bases 1 to 345 code for a protein of 114 amino acids. The record is from RefSeq and is a predicted model, not a curated record.